CAUUACCAAUGUUGCCAGAUUCAUCUUCUCCACUACAUACUUUUAAUCAGUGGAGAAGAUGCGCGCAUUCAGCAUUUAGCAACAGUUAGCAGUUCGUGCAUCAUCUUCCAAAAAUUAAUCCUUCAUCCAAUGCUCUUUUUGAUCGUUUAUUUCGAAAUAAAUAAACGAUUCAAAACAAUAGAAGACGAGGAAUACCUACAAAUACCUACAAUUGUGUUUCUUGUUACCCAAAAGAAUAUUCACGUGAGUGACUCGAGAAACUAACAAAGAGGAGACGAAGGACUAUCAUCAACAUCAUCAGUGGCGAGGAUCAGUCGAAACAAAAGAGCAGCGAUGGUUGCGCGAUGGACAUAAAUCUGGAACAAGAAACAAAGGUCAUGAAAUAUUUAAAAUUGUGAUUAUAGUGACCCAAAAGAAUAUUCUCGUUAAUAUGUCGGACCAAGAGAGCAGCGAUGAUUGCAUGAUGGGCAGGAGUCAGGAACAAGAAACACAGAAUUGUGGAAUGUGGAUUUCAAUCCACCGGCGCGAUUUCCAGUGGAAAAAAUGAUUUCCAUCGACUUGGGCCUCAAGUAUCCUGUUACAGCUAACGUUUUGGACACUGCUGAUACUUUCGAAAAAUUCGUGGCAUUAACCUCUUAGGAAUAUAACCAACUUAGCGGUUCCAAUAGAAGAAUAAAAUUAUCUCAUAAAAUUUUGGGCAAAGAACUGAAACGGAAGGAGAAAUUACGCAAAAAUUUUAAAUUAAACAAUUAACAUAAUGAUAGGAAAAGGGAAAAAAUUUUUAAAUACUAUUCUCUCAUUAUGAAAAUGAACAAAAAAUUAAGACAAAAAAAACUUCAAGCCCUCGGGAUGGCGACUAGAGUAGAAACAUAAAUUUUGGGAUAAUUUUGUGAACAAAAAAUUGAUUACAAAUUCAAAAGAUGUUCUCUUCAUUUUAGGAAAAUAUAUUCCUAAUGUCGGAUGUGGAUACAGAAAAUCUAAUUUAAGAAUGUUGAUUGACAUUUUAAGCAACAAUUCCAAGGAAUUGAAAUAAAAAAACAUCUUAUAUUCAAAUCAAAAUACUCAUAUUUAUUUAUUAUUAUUUAUUAUUGAUGUACUAAUCUGUUUUCCUUUUUAUAGGUCAAGAAAUAUUUAAAAUUGGGAUUCUUGUGAUCCAAAAGAAUAUUCUUGUUAAUAUGUCGGACCAAGAGAGCAGCAAUGAUUGCAUGAUGGGCAGGAGUCAGGAGCAAGAAACACAGAGUGCCAGUACCGCCAGUAAAAGAGUUUCGAAACCCCGUGAAAAGAGUGGCGAAUGUGCUUCGGGUCGUUCAACACCUUCAGGAACGAGCACUCCACCUGAUGAAUUGUGGAAUGUGGAUUUCAAUCCACCGGCGCGAUUUCCAGUGGAAAAAAUGAUUUCCAUCGACUUGGGCCUCAAGUAUCCUGUUACAGCUAACGUUUUGGACACUGCUGAUAAUUUCGAAAAAUUCGUGACAUUAACCUCUCAGGAAUAUAACCAACUUAGCGGUUCCAAUAGAAGAAUAAAAUUAUCUCAUAAAAUUUUGGGCAAAGAACUGAAAUAGAAGGAGAAAUUACGCAAAAAUUUUAAAUUAAACAAUUUCCAUAAUGAUAGGAAAAGGGAAAAAAUUUUUAAAUACUAUUAUCUCAGUAUGAAAAUGAAAAAAAAAAUUAAGACAAAAAAAACUUCAAGCCCUCGGGAUGGCGACUAGAGUAGAAACAUAAAUUUUGGGAUAAUUUUGUGAACAAAAAAUUGAUUGAAAAUUCAAAAGAUGUUUUCUUCAUUUUAGGAAAAUAUAUUCCUAAUGUCGGAUGUGGAUACAGAAAAUCCAAUUUAAGAAUGUUGAUUGACAUUUUAAGCAACAAUUCCAAAGAAUUAAAAUCAAAAAACAUCUCAUAUUCAAAUCAAAAUAUUCAUAUUUAUUUAUUAUUAUUUAUUAUUGAUGUACUAAUCUGUUUUCCUUUUUAUAGGUCAAGAAAUACUUAAAAUUGGGAUUCUUGUGACCCAAAAGAAAAUUCUCGUUAAUAUGUCGGACCGAGAGAGCAGCGAUGAUUGCAUGAUGGGCAGGAGUCAGGAGCAAGAAACACAGAGUGCCAGUACCGCCAGUACAAGAGUUUCGAAACCCCGUGAAGAGAGUGGCGAUUGUGCUUCGGGUGGUUCAACACCUUGAGGAACGUGCACUCCACCUGAUGGUAAUUAACUUUUAUAAUUCUUUAAAGUAAGGAACAUAAAAAAGAAUAUCGAUAUUU
Messenger RNA from Leptopilina heterotoma, 2247 nucleotides. RefSeq lists its product as uncharacterized. The transcript is spliced from 7 exons. The record is from RefSeq and is a predicted model, not a curated record. The coding region runs from base 1176 to 1562 and encodes 128 amino acids. Lineage: Eukaryota; Metazoa; Arthropoda; Insecta; Hymenoptera; Figitidae.